GGCUCCACGCGACCGGCGCGACGGCGGCUUUGACGCGACCGGCACGGCGACGGCGCACAGCCCCGACGAUGACCCUCCCCGCUGCCUUCUCCCCGAUCCCUACAACACCAAUUAUAGUUGGGGAAGGUGAACCUCCUCCCUCUUGGGAUCCGGUACCAACUCCAAAAGCUAUGGUUGGAAAAGGCUCCCCAAGGUUCAACAUAGGUGGUUCCCCAAAGUUGCGUAGGUUCAUUCCUACAACAAGUGCUACUAAAAAGAAGACUUCUCCUAAAUGCAGUGGGGCAAAAAAGAGUGGAAGUUCUCCAAGAGUAGUGAAACAAAGAGCGGAUUGGAAUCCAGGUCUUGAGAGGUCUCUUGUUGACAUUCUCCAUGAAUUUAAAGAAAGUGGAUAUAGAGGUGACAAUGGUUGGAACUCCGAAGGGUGGAAUAGAAUGGUCAAGGAGUUUCAUGUGAGGAACAAGUAUGUCUCCUUUACAAAGUCUCAAAUUCAGGAUAAAGAAGGUCAGCUGAAGAGAGACUACAAGAUGCUCAAAGCAGCAAAGCAACAGAGUGGGUCCACCUGGAAUGAGAAAAGGAAUAUGGUUGAAGGACCACCAGCUUUGUGGGAGAAUCUCAUGGUGGUAAGACACUUGGCUGAAGGGACUUGGAAUUGCACUUCUCUUGAGGCACCGCAAGAGGAAGAACUGAAUGUGCAACUUCAGGAUGCAGAAGAUGGAGCACAAGGCUUUGAUCUGAAUGUUGUUCAUGAUGUAGAUGAUGAAGUUGAUGAUGCACUCGCUGAAAGGAAUGAAGAUAUGCUUCAAGGAAGGGCUAAUACUCUGUCACGAGAUGAAGAAAGUGGAUAG
Messenger RNA from Zea mays, 845 nucleotides. RefSeq lists its product as uncharacterized. The transcript has 5 exons. The coding region runs from base 69 to 845 and encodes 258 amino acids. NCBI's taxonomy places the organism in Eukaryota, Viridiplantae, Streptophyta, Magnoliopsida, Poales, Poaceae. The record is from RefSeq and is a predicted model, not a curated record.